Caenorhabditis remanei is the source of this 831-nucleotide messenger RNA. RefSeq lists its product as uncharacterized. Gene Ontology annotation, cellular component: membrane. Gene Ontology annotation, biological process: cell fate specification; Notch signaling pathway; cell communication. Bases 1 to 831 code for a protein of 276 amino acids. NCBI's taxonomy places the organism in Eukaryota, Metazoa, Nematoda, Chromadorea, Rhabditida, Rhabditidae. The transcript is spliced from 3 exons. The record is from RefSeq and is a predicted model, not a curated record. Gene Ontology annotation, molecular function: Notch binding.
AUGCGUCUUCUACUACUCCUUUUCUCCUUCAUACUCCUCUCAUCAAGCUCCGCGUCUUCUCUGACGACAGGUCCGGGAAUUCUGGAGAUUCUCAUAGAAUCUGGAGCACCAACUGAUGUGGGAUUCAUUGUGACCUGUGACGACAAGCGUCAUGUCACUUGGCGUCAUUUGAAGCCAAACACUCCGGAAUUAUUGAUUUUCGAUAAAUUAAAUCAAACACGUUCCCUCCAUGAGGUGAAUGUCACGAUUUACGAUAACGUCACAUCACAUUCGGUGACGGUUUUCACACAUCAAGGUUUAUACGACGCCGAUUAUCUGCCAACACCGUAUACCGGAUUGCAAAUAAAAUACAAGUGUGCCGAAAAUCGAUACGGUGGUGGUUGCGAGCAACAUUGUUCGGAUCCAAGAGAGAACUGGGGAUGUGAUUUACUUGGACGGCAGCGUUGUGCCGUGGGUUACUGUGGAUGGAAUUGUGAAAAAUCUGGAUCGGAAUGUAAAAACGACUACUGUAAAUGCCAGAAUGGUGGGAAAUGUUAUGCAUCUUCCAUCUUUCCAGACAUGCUAGUCCACUGUGAUUGCCCGCCAGGUUAUCAUGGUGCCUAUUGUGAGGAAUUCCAGUAUUUCGUCAGAAAAUCGGAGUUUUCGACGAAUUUCGGCCAGAGAACGAUGAUUCCGAACAAGUUUUCGAAUCGAACCGAUAUCUACCAACUUUUCGAAAAAUACGAAAAGGAACAGCGGACAUCCGGAAACAAGGAAAUUCAGUCAUUUUUUGAACCCAUCGAAAACCGCCAAAGUUUUAUGGAGGCUUCUGGAGAUGAGGAGAAUGAAUGA